Molecule: messenger RNA, 1014 nt
Organism: Oppia nitens
Lineage: Eukaryota; Metazoa; Arthropoda; Arachnida; Sarcoptiformes; Oppiidae
Product: corticotropin-releasing factor receptor 1-like
Exons: 11
Coding region: 1-1014 (337 amino acids)
Biological process (GO): cell surface receptor signaling pathway; adenylate cyclase-modulating G protein-coupled receptor signaling pathway
Cellular component (GO): plasma membrane
Molecular function (GO): peptide hormone binding; G protein-coupled peptide receptor activity
Source: RefSeq, a predicted model, not a curated record
AUGAAUCUUAGGCGUUUAUUGAUAAAACCGUAUGCUUAUAGAAAAUGUGGAAACGAUGGCCAAUGGCUUUGGGAUAAUUGGACCAAUUAUACGGAAUGCAUACAAUAUUUAGCACCUGUUGUAGUGCCAACUGUUCAUCUAUUAGUAUGCUAUAUAUUAUUUAUAUUUUCAAUAAUAUCAUUGGCAUUACUAUUGGCAACAUUAUUUAUAUAUCUCUAUUUUACAUCAUUGAUGUGUUCAAGAUUGCGAGUUCACCGUAAUUUAGUGGUCGCACUGAUAAUGCAUUCAAUAUUAAUGAUUGUCAUCAGCUAUCCAUCAAUAUUCAGUAUAAACUCCUAUAGAGAUAUUGAAACCUUAUGUAAAAUAGUUAUAUCAUUGAAACUGUUUGCCGCACUUUCAUCAAUCAAUUGGAUGUUUAUUGAAGGCCUACUACUUCAUAGCCGUAUAACUACAUCCAUAUUCCGAAAGGACGCCCCCUUUAAGCUAUACUAUUGUAUUGGUUGGGGACUGCCAUUAUUGACGACAAUAAUUUGGUGCAUAACUAUGUCCUACUGUUGGACCAGUUAUUGUUGGACAGGUUAUGGCGAUUCAAUAUAUGUCUGGAUUAUUACUGGACCAAUGAUUGCAGCUAUCGGUAUAAAUUGUAUAUUUCUUAUUAAUAUUAUACGUAUACUCGUAACCAAAUUGAGACUCACUGUUAAUGUCGAAACCACACAAAUCAGGAAAGCCAUAAAAGCAACUGCACUACUGUUUCCAUUAUUGGGAAUAUCGCAUCUAUUGUUUUGUUUUAAUCCAGGUGAUAAUGGUAAUCUAGAAAAUGCUUAUAUGAUUACUAAUGCAUUUCUACAAUCAUCACAGGGUAUGUUUGUGUCGAUACUCUACUGUUUUCUUAAUACCGAAGUUCAGACAACAUUACGAAACGUUUACUUAAGAGCAUCGAUCAGACGGAGCGCUAAUCCCAACCUCAGGUUCAGUCUAAUCGGUCGACACUCAAGUAAUUCAAGUAUUCAUUGA